CUUCAUUUCCUCGUCGGAUAGGAUUGCUGCGCGCAAAGCUGUUUUAGACAAUCGCAUAUACUCUCGUUACCUAUACUCAACUUCUUUUAUUAUUACUAUAAUACCCUUUCAAUUAAUUACCCACUUACACCCACCACACUACUUCCUCAACACCAACCACCAAUUAACCCCGCAUACUCCCUCCCCUCCUUCAAAUUCCACACCACAAUAGACCAUACAUAUAUACAUUACUACAAGAUAAACGCACUUAAAAUGGGCGACCACGUCCUCUUCUUCUACGGAACCCUAAUGGCCCCUCCCAUCCUGCACCGCGUAACCCACGGCCACGCCACUCCAGAACCAUGGCAAAAGGCUCUCCUGACAAUCAAGCCUGCAAUUCUGCAUGGCUAUCGACGCCAUCGCGUCCUGUAUGCGGAUUAUCCGGGUAUUAUACCUACCACAUUAUCUUCUUCUUCAUCUGGUGCAGUUGAUGGUGGUGAUACGGCUGCUGCUGGAGGUGAGGCAUCUGUGCUGGGAACAGUAGUGUGGGGAUUAACAGACGGGGACGUGUAUCGGUUGGAUCGGUUCGAGGGGAAUGAGUAUGAGAAGAGGGUGGUUAGGGUGAGGGUUCUAGAGAAUCAUCAUCAGACUGAGGGUGAUAACAGGGAGAUACAAGAGGUGUUAGGCGCAGCGGAGACAGAGGGCAGCAGUGAGACCAAGGAAGGGGAGGAAGUAGAGGCCGUUACGUAUGUGUGGACUGCUGGAAAGGAGCGGUUAGAGGAUGCGGAGUGGGAUUUUGAGGCGUUCAAGAGGGAUAAGAUGGCGUGGUGGGUGCAGGCGGAUGAGAAGGAUUGGUAGGUAGUAGAUAUAGAAUAGUUUCAGCUGGGUAGA
This is a messenger RNA of Aspergillus vadensis CBS 113365, 870 nucleotides long. Its product is annotated as gamma-glutamylcyclotransferase family protein. The transcript is spliced from 2 exons. The record is from RefSeq and is a predicted model, not a curated record. NCBI's taxonomy places the organism in Eukaryota, Fungi, Ascomycota, Eurotiomycetes, Eurotiales, Aspergillaceae. The coding region runs from base 253 to 837 and encodes 194 amino acids.